Sesamum indicum (sesame) is the source of this 1844-nucleotide messenger RNA. Lineage: Eukaryota; Viridiplantae; Streptophyta; Magnoliopsida; Lamiales; Pedaliaceae. The record is from RefSeq and is a predicted model, not a curated record.
UGAUCUGUUCCCAAUACACAAACCACAAUUAACAUGAAGACUUCAUCCAUUUCCACUCUUUUCUUCAUUCUUUUUGUUAUCUUUUCGUGCUCGUCGGCAGCUUUUGCUGAUGAUCAUGAUGAUUUUCUUGAAUGUCUCUCUGAAGAGUUCCACAACUACACCUCAAUUUCCAGGGUUGUUUACACCCCAACCAACUCAUCUUAUCCCUCCAUUCUUCGAUUUUCUAUUCAAAACCUGAGAUUCACGUCCGAAUCCACCCCGAAGCCGCUGGUUAUCAUAACCCCGGAGCACGAAUCCCACAUUCCCCCUGUCAUCUACUGUGCAAAAGAAAAUGACAUGGAAAUUAGAACUAGAAGUGGGGGGCAUGAUUACGAGGGAUUGUCUUAUGUAUCUCAACUCCCGUUUGUGAUCAUUGAUUUGAUCAACCUUAGUGAAGUAACAGUUGAUGCUGAGCAGAAAACUGCAUGGGUUGAAGCUGGUGCAACCAUUGGAUCAUUGUAUUAUAGGAUCGCGGAGAAAAGCCCAACGCUAGGGUUUCCAGCCGGUGUUUGCCCAACUGUUGGUGUUGGCGGGCACUUCAGUGGAGGAGGCUACGGCACAUUGCUAAGAAAAUACGGGCUGGCUGCAGAUAAUGUUAUUGAUGCAAGAAUAAUAGACGUCAAUGGCAGGAUUCUCGACAGAGAGUCUAUGGGUGAAGACUUAUUUUGGGCCAUUAGGGGCGGUGGAGGUGCCAGUUUCGGUGUGAUUCUUGCAUGGAAAAUACAAUUGGUUGAUGUUCCAGAAAGAGUCACUGUUUUCACAAUCCACAAGACUUUGGAACAAAAUGCCACUCAAUUGAUUCACCGCUGGCAAUACAUCGCGCAUAGAUUCGACUCGGAUUUAUUCAUCCGAGUCCUCAUCAGAAGGGUGAAUUCCAGCCAGGAUGGAAGGAACAUGACUAUUCGUGCUUCUUUCAAUUCAAUUUUCCUUGGCGGGAUCGAUAGAUUGCUCCCUUUGAUGCAGAAAGGUUUUCCCGAAUUGGGCUUGGUGAGAGAAGACUGUACAGAGAUGAGUUGGAUCCAAUCCAUCCUGUAUUUUGCUGGAUUCCCCAUGGAAUCAUAUGAAGUUUUGCUGAAUAGGACACAACCCAGCGUGAGAUACUUCAAAGCAAAAUCCGAUUAUGUGCAGAAACCCAUUCCCGUAAACGGGCUGGAAGGUAUCUGGAGACUGUUCUAUGAACCUGAAGCCAAGGAGGCCGAGGUCAUCUUAAGCCCAUAUGGUGGAAGAAUGGAUGAAAUUUCUGAAUCCGCAAUUCCAUUUCCUCAUCGGGCUGGUAAUCUGUACAAAAUCCAACAUCUGGUGUACUGGGAAGAAGAGGAGGCUCAAAAUUCCGACAGGUACAUAAGCUGGAUUAGGAGGCUUUACAGCUACAUGGCUCCUUACGUUUCCAGGUUUCCAAGGGCAGCAUACAUCAAUUAUAGAGAUCUGGACAUUGGAGUGAAUAAUAAUGAAGGGAAGAUAAGCUAUGCACGAGCAAGCGUUUGGGGCAUCAAGUACUUCAAAAACAAUUUUGAUCGAUUGGUCAGGGUGAAAACUGCGAUUGAUCCAGAGAAUUUCUUUAGGAAUGAACAGAGCAUUCCUCCAAGAUGGACAAAGAAAGAUGACUAAUUAAGAUACAUUGUUCUACAAACAUAUACUUCUUAUAUGCUUCACUUCAUUUCAUUUCUUUAUUUAAUGUAUUUGUAUGUGAAUAAGGCAUUGUAGUAAUUAUUUGAUGUCAUUUGUAGCAUAAUGAUUUGUCUUUCCGUCAUGAUAUUGUACUAAUAAAUUGAUUCAUUGGUGAAAAAUAAACUCUAAUUUAGGCC